AUGGCGACCGACUGCUCGUCCACGGACGAUGGGUAUGCGCUGGAGGACGACCUGCGCGUGAUGAACGAUAAAAUGAAGCGUUUGCUGGAUUUUUGUGAGUCCCAGCACUGUGAGAAUCCGCUACGACUCCAAGCCAAGAUCACUGAUCUCGAGGAGAAGCUGCGCCAAGUUACUGCCGAGAAGAACUACUGGAUGAAGCGCUGUAAAGAUCUCACAGACCACCAGCCACCUACUGCCAAGUCCGCCAAUGUAAGUCCGCAAAACAGCAAAAAAAAGUCACACAAGCGCAGCAACUCAAAGCCCAAUGUGGGCGCCAACGCUGGCACGCAGCCUCGCUGUGACGGCUUCCGUAACGAAGACGCCUCCAGCGUUACAACGAGUGACACGUCCUCACCAUGUUGUGAUGAUAAGCUCAUGGACGGCAAAGCCGCCCCGCGUUCGUGCUUUCGACUGCUGCAGUGUUCCGACGAGCAGUGCGAAGUGUUUACGCCCAAAAACCGCAGCAUUUGCACGCAGCACCGCUCGCGCAACAAUGUCCAGCUCAUGUGGGAUGAGUCACCAAAGACGGUGCUUAUUGUAAAGAAGCCCAACGAUCCGGAAAUUGCAGACGUGCUGGUCCGAUUGGCUUCGUGGCUGCAGAAGGAGAAAAGUAUCGACAUUUUCCUUGAGCCUACUGUGCAUGAUGAGGUCAAGUUGCCGAACGCCAGGACGUGGGGCAGUAAGUCAGAAGACUGGAACCAUUGCCAAGGCAAGAUCGACUUUGUGGUCUCACUGGGAGGUGAUGGCACCGUUUUGUGGGUCUCCUCGCUCUUCAACAAGAGUGUCCCACCUGUCUUCUCUUUGGCGAUGGGGUCGCUUGGGUUUCUGACUCCAUUUGAUUCCAAAGAUGCCGUGAAACAGCUAGACGCUGUGAUCAAUGGAGGAUUCUACAUGUCGCUGCGCUCGCGUCUUGUAUGCACAAUUCUACGUGCUGGCAAGGAGCGCAACAUUGACGGAAACCUGCAUGCGCUCAAUGAAGUUGUGAUUGACCGCGGCCCAUCGGGCGCGCUUGUUGAACUGGACUGCUACUGUGACGGCCUGGCAAUCACUAAGAUUGCAGCGGACGGCAUCAUCAUUGCCACGCCGACAGGCUCGACAGCCUACUCGCUUUCAGCAGGUGGAUCCAUGGCUCACCCCUCGGUGCCUUCGAUGUUGUUCACUCCCAUCUGCCCGCACACACUGAGCUUCCGGCCUCUAAUUUUCCAUGACAGCGCCACGCUCAAGAUCGAGUUUCCUUCCAGCAGCCGAGCAUCGGCAUGUUAUGUGUCUUUUGACGGCAAGAACCGCGUGUGCAUGGAGCGUGGCGACAGUAUCGUCGUCCGUGUGUCGUCAUACCCGCUGCCCUCGAUUUGCCAGGUCAACGAGAACCAGGACUGGUUCGAAUCGAUGAUCACCAACCUAAACUGGAACCAGCGCCGCGCUCAGAAGCCCUGGCACUCGCCAGGGGCGAGCAAGAUGUAG
This is a messenger RNA of Peronospora matthiolae, 1500 nucleotides long. The record is from the annotation of a GenBank genome assembly. NCBI's taxonomy places the organism in Eukaryota, Oomycota, Peronosporomycetes, Peronosporales, Peronosporaceae.